AUCGAAAAAUACGUGUGUUCCAUUAUUGAGAAUGCUGAAUAUAUGGCAAGAUUAUCGCUUCCAGAAAAGGAAUUUGCAGAACGAUAUAAGCGAUUAAUUGAAGAGCAUGAACACGCGUCGUUUUUACAUGUGCUUCCCCAAGAAUCAUUAGAUGUUUUAAAAGAGGCUGAAAAUGGUGCAGAAACGUCUUUUGCAACAGUUGAGCACCCUGAUUUGAACCAAGCAGUGUUUUGUCGAUUUAUUAAACAUGUUGGAAGUUAUUCAUUUCCAUCAACUCCUCAAGAUACAGAGAUAUUAAGCAAAGAUGACGCGUAUUUGGUUAAAUACUCGGAUAUACGGAGACUUUUAGAGGAUAAUUCUAUCGAAUUGAUUUAA
Messenger RNA from Dentiscutata heterogama, 375 nucleotides. The record is from the annotation of a GenBank genome assembly. Lineage: Eukaryota; Fungi; Glomeromycota; Glomeromycetes; Diversisporales; Gigasporaceae.